Molecule: messenger RNA, 321 nt
Organism: Penicillium cosmopolitanum
Lineage: Eukaryota; Fungi; Ascomycota; Eurotiomycetes; Eurotiales; Aspergillaceae
Exons: 1
Coding region: 1-321 (106 amino acids)
Source: RefSeq, a predicted model, not a curated record
AUGAACAUUGGCACCGAAAAAGUCAUUAGUAUCGUUCAACGGCAGGUCACUAGUAUCGUUCAGCAACAAGUCAGUAGUAUCAUACAGGAGCAGGUCAUGGCCAUCGUUGAAAAGCAGCUAUCCGGUAUUCACCAGUCGAGCCCGAACCCAUCGUAUGCCGACGUUGCGCGUACGCCGCCCGGCAGCCACCCCAGUAACCUGAAGACAAUCUUCAACCAGACAACCCCUUUAACUUUCACGGAUACGUUGCACUGCACCGUGGACGUGUCUAAUGUGGAAGAGGCGGAAUGGAAGCGAGCGCAAGGAAAAUCAGACAAUUGA